Molecule: messenger RNA, 3624 nt
Organism: Saxophila tyrrhenica
Lineage: Eukaryota; Fungi; Ascomycota; Dothideomycetes; Mycosphaerellales; Extremaceae
Exons: 1
Coding region: 1-3624 (1207 amino acids)
Molecular function (GO): NAD+ poly-ADP-ribosyltransferase activity
Source: RefSeq, a predicted model, not a curated record
AUGCCUCGCCGCCAGUACGUUGCGGACCUUCAACAGGCGCAGUCAGACCUCCUCCCCGCUGGCAUACAUGACCUUCAGACAGGUGAGGACGACGGCCAGUUCGAGUUCCUCUUCUCCAACGGCGACCCUUCAAGCGCCAUCAAAGUCACCGCUCUCAUACCCGAGCUCAGCGACUACCCCAAAUCCCACGAAUACAUGAUCUUCAGUGGCGAAGAUGCACCACCUCACAUCGCGAAAGCUCUCCAGAAUGUGCGGCGCACCAACGGCAAGACGGUCUUCGAGCUCCUCGACAUCGUCUCUGUCACGCUGGAGAAGCUCUCGGCGGAUCCUGACGGCGACACUGAGAUGCCAGAGUCGCAGCUGGACUAUGAAGACCAGUCAGAGGAGGAGAACGAUUUUGAUGAUGAUGACAUUUACGACAGUGACCACGAAGCCUUCCAGAACGGUACUACAGAGACUAUGUCAGGCGCCAAAUCCUCCUCUGGUGCCAGCAUGAAGCCAGCGGACAGGGCGUUCCGUGCGCGUCUCAGAUCCGAUCUCCGCUUAGCAAAGGAGGCUGGAUUCAAGGUUGGUAUUCUCGGUCAUGCACUCGACGGCUUCAACGCCUUCGUCACUCUCUCCAUCCGCAUCUCGAAGCUCGGAAUCUCGGAGGAAGCCAUGGAAGCGUGGCAAGUCACUGCUUCAGACUACCUCAUCCUGAUCUUGCAAUUCCCGAACGGCUACAAGACCAACGAAGAGCUGCAAGGCUUCGACAGCAUCCGCCUUCAAUCGAAUAUUGGCAUUCGCGUGUGUGCUGGCAAGUCGUACAAGCCUACGCUGCAGGAGGCCAUCAAGGCUUUCACCAUCAUCAAGAAGAACGCUCGCGACAGUCUGUUCACCAGCGACCUUCCAAAGCCAGAAGAAGAAGUUGCAGAGAGCUCGAUCAAGGAGACCUUCAUCUCCAAGCCACUGAACGGGCUACUACAGGAGCGGCUCGCCACACUCUUACGGUUCCGUAGCGCCGGCAUGAGCUGGAGCGGCGCCGAGGAGCAUUACAGCAACGUAUCCAGCACCGGAUCAAACGUCGAACAGGCCGUUCCAGAUCGAUGCUUCGAGCCGGACCCCGUCAACCCAGCUCUUCCCCAGAUCAUGCAUGCAGACCACCUUGCUGAUCGUGGGCGGACGACCUUCUCAUUCCCUUUGCUCGCCAUGCAGUUCUUGUUGCGCCACUUCGUCCGCUGCACAGAGUUCUGUUUGGUGUGUCACAAGAAGAUGAACACAGAGCUAGAAGCCAUCAAACCAUACGUUUGCGAGUCCGAGUUGUGCUUGUACCAGUACAUGACUCUCGGCUUUGGACCGAGCAUCGAGCACGAGAUCCUCGCCCAGCCAUACGUCGUCGACCUCUUGAUCUCAUUCUGCUACAAGAGUGCGGUGGCGUGCAAGCUCAAGGAAUAUCCCGACGGCCUGUCCCUCGCGGUCCCUCCCAGCGACCCAGCCUGUGCCGUACUUGAGCCUUACCACGGCCGCUACAUGUAUGGCACACAGCCGCAGACAGUAGCUUCCGUGACCUCGCCUGUCGCUGGGUUUCAUGUUGGGUUCGAUCGUGAUCGGCUGGAGCUCAUCUUCCACAACAAGCCUGAGCGCUGCCCGGUCAAACGCGGCGACUGGAUUGUCCUGAAGAUGUCCAAUCAGGUUUCGUUGCAAGAGGCGGAGCUGCAUUGUCGCGUUGAUGAGACGAGCUUCUUCCCUACCAUUACGAUCUCUAAGCCGGUCGUCCUCAAUCUAGGCGGUAACAACAUCAGCGCAAGCCCACAUGCAUCAACGAACGGCGUGUCCGAUCAAACCACAAAGAAGCCCGCCUCGCCAGCAGCUACGUCCAAGUGGGAAGAAGCAAGCUUCACGGUCUACGAUCAAGACUUCAAGAGCAUGACAGUCAGCGACAAGAGCUCCGCGAUUUGUCGACUGCUCGACACACUUCCAGAUGUCAAGACGAUUCAAGAGUAUCUGACCAAGAACCAGCCUGCAGACCUCAAGAACUGGGUUGAGCGUAUCUCGCCAGCUGCUCUCAGCUUGCUUCGCUGGGUCAUCGCGAGCAAUCGAGCCUGCAUCAUUCAAGUUGAUGGCGACAAUGACGCCUCCUCGGCUUUAAAGAAGGAGGAGAGGUUGUCCGGGAUGGCGAAUCACAUGCAGUUCCGCUUUGCGAUGGGGGCACCUGACAAGGAGCAACGCUUCCUCAACGAGGCGCGCAAGACGACAAAUCGGCUGAACCUUGCGGUCCCGACCAUUUUUGCGUGGCAUGGCAGUCCGCUGCACAACUGGCACAUGAUCAUUCGUGAGGGUUUGCACUUCAAAAACACCGAUCAUGGGAGAGCUUACGGUCAUGGUGUGUACCACGCUUUGGAUGCGACCACUUCUUCAGGCUAUGCUUCGAUGGGUGGAAUGGGCAUAGGCGUGAACGGCGACGUCCCCAAGGGAACAUGGGGCUCCAGCGUCCUGCGCAUCUCGUCAGCGCUCGCAUUAAACGAGAUCGUCAACGCGCCUGCCGAGUUCGUCAGCAGCAAGCCGUAUUACGUGGUUGCCCAGCUCGACUGGAUCCAGACACGCUACCUCUUCGUCUCUUGCAAGCCAGCGCAAGACACUGUCCAGAUCGGCAACGAUACGCCACCGCAGAACGCACUCACCCAGGAUGCUAGUCGCAUUCCUACGGGCACAAGUGGGUCUGUGGUGAUCCCCGCCGCAGCCAUCAAGACGCACAGAAUGAUCCGGAACGAGCGUAGGCCUCCUUCACCGCACAACCCGAGCCCGUUGAAGAAGCUGAAAGCGCUUGGUGGCUAUCGCGACCAACCAAUCCCGAUCGACGACGACGACGAUACGGACAGCAUCAUGACCACAGCCAGCGACACCGGAGCCCUAUUCGGCGAAGACCCCCUCCCUCCCACCGAGCCCUCCCCACCACCCACACCGGCCAAGCUCCUCGGUCCACCAACAGACUACAUCCCCGGCCAACUCGACUUCUCCACCCUCCCCCUCAUGCCCCUCCCCACAUACGCCACCUCCCACACCACGAAACGCCUGAUGAAAGAACUCCAAUCCUGCGCCCGCGUGCAAGACGCCACGCCCCUCGCAGACCUCGGGUGGUCCAUCGACGUCGCGAAGAUCGAGAAUGCGUACCAGUGGAUCGUCGAACUGCACUCGUUCCACACCUUCGAAAUCAAAGGCAAGAAAUUACCACUAGCAGUAGACAUGGCGAAGCAAGGCGUAAAAAGCGUGGUGAUGGAAGUGCGCUUCAACAAGGACUUCCCCUUCUCCCCGCCCUACGUACGCGUCAUCACGCCCCGCUUCCUUGGCUUCAACCAGGGCGGCGGCGGACAUAUUGUCCUCGGAGGAGCGAUGUGCAUGGAACUCCUCACUAACACCGGAUGGUCUUCUGUGAGUUCGAUGGAGUCGGUGCUGAUGCAGAUCCGGCUGGCGAUCGCGAGUGAGCCUUUCGCAAGGUUGGAUGUUCAUGCGGGGAGAGGGAGCUAUGGGACGGGCGAGGCGGCGGAUGGGUAUGUGAGGGCUUGUCAGACGCAUGGGUGGAAGGUUCCCGAGGGGUUUCGGGAGAUGGCUUAUGGAGUCCCGGAAGGGGGUGGGGGGCGGUUGUAG